UUCAAUGAGCCCACUGAGAGGUCGGCUAAAGCUGAAGCUGUUAGUGCCUUAUCUCAGCUAUCCUCAUCGCACAAUGACAACGCUGUCUCAGACAAAGGAACUCUUCCGGAGAGCAGACGCUGUCUGUUUUGAUGUGGACAGCACGGUCAUCAAAGAAGAGGGCAUUGAUGAACUUGCCAAAUUCUGUGGUGUGGGAGAUGCAGUCACUGAAAUGACCCGCAAAGCCAUGGGCGGCUCUAUGACUUUUAAAACGGCGCUAACUGAGCGUCUCUCCAUCAUCCGAUGUUCCAGAGAACAAGUGAACAAACUGAUAACAGACCAUCCACCUCAGCUGACUCCAGGUAUCAGGGAGCUUGUGGACCGUCUUCACCAGCGUAACAUAAAGGUGUUCCUCAUCUCAGGCGGCUUCCGCUGCAUCGUUGAACAUGUGGCCACUCAGCUAAACAUUCCUCUUCAUCAUGUUUAUGCCAACCGGCUCAAGUUCUACUUCAAUGGAGAGUAUGCUGGUUUUGAUGAAAGUCAGCCUACAGCUGAGAGUGGUGGAAAAGGAAGGGUCAUCAGCGCGCUGAAGGAACAAUAUGGCUUCAAGACUGUGGUGAUGAUUGGAGAUGGAGCCACUGAUCUAGAGGCCUGCCCUCCUGCUAGUGCUUUCAUUGGAUUUGGAGGCAACGUCGUCAGGCCGCAGGUUAAGGACAGGUGUUCGUGGUAUGUCUCAAGUUUUGGAGAGCUCCUGAAGGAACUGGAGAAGAUCUAAAGAUGCCGAAAGAGUACAGUUACUAAUUUUAACAUUUUAUAUUUGCACGUAAUGGUGUGCCUUUUUAACGGUUUUUAUCCAGUGCACGUUUUUUUCCUUAGACGCUGUCAAUAGAUUUUUAUAAUGAAUGAAAAUGUUUUCACUAGUGAGACCAAUUUUACCUUCAUGGGGCUGAUGCCCUCUUGAUUUUUAUACUAGAAGAUACUAAAAAAAAAUAAUCAAACAGUCUUAUAUGGAAGUUUUAGUGUUUUUGCAUUAAAGAGUUAGGUAAGCUAACACAACUCUUGCAUAUUAUGUCAUGUGCAAUGAGCGAUAGAAAUGUUUUCAAUUCUGUAUGGGUAAUAAGAAAUGUAACUGGACAUGUCAUUGAGUGUGGUGACUAGAGUCCUGCAAAAAU
Messenger RNA from Scomber scombrus (Atlantic mackerel), 1151 nucleotides. RefSeq names its product phosphoserine phosphatase (gene psph). Gene Ontology annotation, molecular function: magnesium ion binding; L-phosphoserine phosphatase activity. NCBI's taxonomy places the organism in Eukaryota, Metazoa, Chordata, Actinopteri, Scombriformes, Scombridae. Gene Ontology annotation, biological process: L-serine biosynthetic process; dephosphorylation. Gene Ontology annotation, cellular component: cytoplasm. The transcript has 6 exons. The record is from RefSeq and is a predicted model, not a curated record. Bases 5 to 754 code for a protein of 249 amino acids.